AUGGAAGAAAUUAGAAAAUUAAUUAAUGAUUUAGGUUCAGAUAAAUCAACUCAAGAAUCAGCUACAGAAGAUUCAGUUGAAAAUAUUAUUAAAAAAAUUCAAAUAAAUAAAAAUAAUGUUGAAGAGAAUACAUUAAUUUACAAGACAUUAGCAGAUUUAUCAAAAAUUCAAGAUAAUAGAGAAACUAUUAUUAGAUCACCAUCCAAUAUCAUCGAAAAAACAUCAAAAUUAUUCGAAUUAUUAUUACCAAACGAUGAAAAAUCAUUCGAAAAAGAUAUUACAAAAGAAGAUGCUGAAUUAUUCUCAAUGAUUUGCAGAUUAAUUGGUAAUUUAACUUAUGAAAACGAGCCAAAUAGAGAAUACAUUUUUGACAAAUUCCCAUCAAUUUUAAGAUAUAUUGUUUAUUUAAUUAACCAAUCAAAAUAUUCAUCAGUUCAAAGAACUGCAUGUGCAUCAAUUGCCAAUCUUUCUUCCGAAACUGACUUUAUUCAACUUGAAUUCUUUAAAUUAGGUACUGUUUCAAUUUUAAUUGAUAUUAUUUGCGCUGAAAAUUCAAAUGAAGAAGUUAAUCAAAUGGCAAUUAAAGCAUUUAGUAAUAUUAUUGACAAUGAGGAAACUCAAAUGAAUAUUCAUUUUAAAGAAGUUGAAAGAUUAUUUAACUCAUUACAAAAAUCACUUAAUAAUGAAGGUUAUUAUGAAAAUUCAUUUGCACAAGAUUUAGUUCAAUCAUUAUCAGUUUUAUCACAAAAUAAGGAUUUACAAAAAGAAAUUUUACAAGAAGGAUUUUUAAAUAAUUUAUUAGAGUUAAUUGAAAAUUCAGAAAAACAAAGAGAAAUUAUUAAUGAAUUUAAAGUUGAAGAUAUUGAAAAAGAUAAAGAUAUUUCAGUUGCACCAGUAACAUCAGAAUUAAUUUUCAAAUUAGCAGAUAACGAUGACUACAGACAAUAUUUCUAUUGUAAAGGUAAUAAAAAUAUUAUUGACAGAAUGAUUACAAUAAUGACCACAGCAACACCAAAAUAUCCAGAAAGCGACGAUAAAGCACCAUUCAAGAUUAUGGAUCAUAAUAAAGUAAAGAAGAAUAUUACCAAAACUGUUGCACUUUGUUCAUUAGAAGAUGAAGUUAUCGAUAAGUUUAUCAAAACCCCAAAAAUAUUUAUUGACCUUUUAACUGAUCCAUCUGAAGACCCAGAAAGAAUUAUUAAUGGAUCAAUGAUCAUUGGUAACCUUGCAAGAAGCGAAAUGAAUUGCAAACUAUUAAACUCAUAUAAUGUUAUUGGUAUCACCUCUGAACUCAUGAAAAAGUUCCCAAAUUAUCAACCAAUUCAACACUUUGGUUUAUCCUGCAUUAGAAAUUUAACCCUUCCAACUGUCCACAGAGGUUUUAUUCCAGAUAAUACAUUAAUGGAAAAUGUUGUAUUCAAUAUGAAGGUACACAACCAAGUCAUUCAAUUCGCCGCUGUAUCAUUACUUAAGAAUUUCGUUGGCUCUGCUCAAUCAAACUUUAAAACUAUUGCACAAUUCCCAGAUGCAUUACAAUCUUUACUCGAUUUAGCUAAUGGUAGAAUACCAUCCAGUAUGGAAGAGUCUGCUGAAGCCAAUUCUGCUCCACAACAACUUGACGAUGCUAAAAUUGAAGAGCUUGAAGAGAAACAACAAGAAGUCGAAGAGAAAUCAAUUGAAAAGGAACAAAAGAAAGAAGAUAAUAUGACCAAAGAAACUAAAGAAAACGAAAAGAAAAAAGAAAGAGAUAUGAGAGUAGUUUAUGAAUCAACUAGAAUCAUACUAAGAUUCGUCGAAAAUCAAGCAGAAAUUGGUCUUGAAGAUGAUAAAAAAGACAACCUCAUCAAAGAAGCCAUCGAACCAUUUUAUACUUUAUUAAAAUCUCCAUUCCCAAUUCUUCAAAGCGAAGGCGCCAAAGGUUUAGCCUACUGUAUGAAACAUAAUAAAGAUUUAAUUACUAAUCGUAAUGAUUGGUUAACUGACCUCAUCGAAACCCUUAAAGUCUCUAUGGUUACAUUCCAACAAUUAGAAAGAGAGAAAAAAGUUACCGCAACCGACCCAAAUCAUCAAAGAUUACUCCAACAAUUACAAGCAAAUUGCCAAUAUAGUAACGAUCUUCAACAAGCUGUUCUCGCCAUCAUCUAUGGUUUCUCCUUAGCUGAUGACUCUAUCAUUAGUAAAAUGAAAGAACAAAAUAUAAUUCAAGAAUUAAAACAAUUAAAAUCAAAACCUGAAGCCUCUCAAAUUUUUAUUCAAUUAGUUCAAAAAAUUUUAACACAAUUAACUCUUUAA
Dictyostelium purpureum is the source of this 2292-nucleotide messenger RNA. RefSeq lists its product as uncharacterized. Gene Ontology annotation, cellular component: cytosol. Gene Ontology annotation, molecular function: guanyl-nucleotide exchange factor activity. The coding region runs from base 1 to 2292 and encodes 763 amino acids. Gene Ontology annotation, biological process: positive regulation of GTPase activity. The record is from RefSeq and is a predicted model, not a curated record. NCBI's taxonomy places the organism in Eukaryota, Evosea, Eumycetozoa, Dictyosteliales, Dictyosteliaceae. The transcript is spliced from 5 exons.